Messenger RNA from Giardia duodenalis, 897 nucleotides. RefSeq names its product putative Alpha-SNAP. The transcript has a single exon. Gene Ontology annotation, molecular function: soluble NSF attachment protein activity; syntaxin binding. Gene Ontology annotation, cellular component: SNARE complex; vacuolar membrane. The coding region runs from base 1 to 897 and encodes 298 amino acids. Gene Ontology annotation, biological process: intracellular protein transport; SNARE complex disassembly. The record is from RefSeq and is a predicted model, not a curated record. Lineage: Eukaryota; Fornicata; Diplomonadida; Hexamitidae.
AUGUCUGACUACGAGACGCAGGCAGCGGGGUAUGUCCGCCAGGCAGAGGCGAAGCUAAAAAGGGGGGUCUUCAAGAAACCUGACACGGACUCAGCGAUCGAGUUUUACGAGAAGGCAGGCAACUACUACAAGAUGGCGAAGAACUACACCAAGGCCGGAGAGGCAUAUAUGAAAUGUGCUGAUCUCCACGUGAGUAGCGGAAAGCCACAAAUGGCAGUCAACUUAUAUAGUACAGCCGCAGCAACGCUCAAGGAGGACAACCCUGAUGCCGCUAACGCUGCGUUCCUUAAGAUGAUAGAGGCAGCAAAAGAGGCAGGAAGAUUCAUGCAAGCAGGCAAGGCUAUGCGCGAGCUUGCAGAGACUUUGGAGGAGCAAGGAAAAGAGGAGAAGGCCUAUAUAAUGUACAAGGAAGCCAUGGAUCUAUUCAGCAAGGAAGCAUCGGCCGCAACAGAGAUCCGCGCCUGUAAGGAGCACGUUGCUGAGCUGAAUGGACGACUCAAUGGAAGUUAUGCCGAGAGCUCUAGGCUGCUAGAGGAAAUCGGGACUGAUUGUACCAAGAUACAAUUGCUUCAGUUCCAUGCACGCGGCUACUUCCUCACUGCCUUUCUCUGUCUGUGCGUCUCCCCCGACAAGGUGACUUUGGACUUGGCUCGCGACCGUUACGCCUCUGUAGACCCUACGUUUAACGGGUCCUUUGAGUGCGAGUUCAUGACUCAGGCAAGUGAAGCCCUCGAAAACAACGACCUAGAAGCAUUUGCAGAAGCCACUGCGAAGCUCAAACAGCGCCUUGGAACGGCCUUUUCACGGAGCAAGUUCAGGAACUUCCUCUUUGAGAAGGUCCUUGAACAUAUGCAGCCCGUCCAGGCCGAGGACGGCGGCGUAGAAGACUACCUGUAG